Molecule: messenger RNA, 3436 nt
Organism: Jatropha curcas
Lineage: Eukaryota; Viridiplantae; Streptophyta; Magnoliopsida; Malpighiales; Euphorbiaceae
Product: GRAS family transcription factor
Source: RefSeq, a predicted model, not a curated record
UCCCUUAACGGUCACUUGGACUUGGAUUGUUCACCGUUUGAUCAAAAUCCCACGGCCCACACACAGAGUUUCCCCAAUCUUCUCGAACGCCCUUUUUCACAGUCAUCAUUUUUUUUUCCGAGUGCCGGGUAAAACAGAACAGGUCCACAGAAUUUAGGAAAAGCAAUUAAUGAUAUAGACAGCAAUGGAAGUUAUACUAGGAGUAGUAGUAUAGUAGUAGUAGUAGGAGAAGUAGUAGAGAGAGAGGGAGGGAGGGAGAGAAGAAAGAACAUUAUAGUAUAUAAAAACACAAGCUUUUAAUGGUUUCUGGUUUCUUUGGGUAGUGAAAGCUAGGAAGUGAUGAUGUGGGCUGCGUCUCUUUGUUAAUCACCUAUUCAUGUAUGUUGUGGUUUUUGGGUUUUGCUUUUGGUUUCAUUUGAGUAAACAUGGAGUUGCUGCAAAUUUCAAAUGCUGAUGUGGGUUCACGGAUUUCUACUGACUUCAGCUACCGAAUUGGCCGAGUAUGUUUUAACAUUUCCUCCUUUCACGAAGUGAAUUCCAUUGUUGUUGAUUGUGUUCAUAGCUUUUCUCAAUGAGUUUGUUUUGAAGGUGUUGGAAUCCGAUGAUUGUUUUGUUUUAGGUGUUUGAUUGAUUCAUUAACAAAUUCUUUCAUUCUUUUGGGGGUGGGGAAAUUUUUUGAACAUUCUUUUGUUAAUUAAUUAUAGAUUGCACAUUCACAUUGCCAUAUAGGAACACUUGAAUUUUACAGAAACUUUUUCGUUUUGAUUCUUUUAAAAUUCAUCGGAUUCCUAUUUUUUGUUAAUUGAUUUGUUCAAAAGAAAUUCACACACUCACAUUAGUCUCUCUCUCUUUUUCAAGUACAUACAUGCAAAGGUUUUUAUGAACACAUAGAAUCUGUACACUCAAAAAUUAACCAUUUGUUUCAUAAUUCAAAAAAUUUAUUAUAGAAACAAAGAGAGAUAGGGAAGCAGAAAAUAGGGUGGGUGAAUUACACAACAAAAAAAACAAAAAAGAAAAAUUGGAAAUCUGUAGAGGAUGUUGGCUGGGUGUUCUAGUUCUACAUUGGUGUCACCAAGGCAUAGAUUAAGGAGUGAGUCACCUGCACAAUUUCAAGCUUGCCAUUUCCAAUUACCUUCAAUGAGCACACAGAGAUUGGACUUACCAUGUACUUUCUCUCGAAAAGAAUCAUCACGGUCAAACCCCAUUAGGCCAGUUGGUGUUGGUCUUUCUGUUGAUAAAUCACUCGAAUCCAAAACCAGCAGCUGUUCUCUGAAGCAGAAUAUCAGACUCCCACCAUUAGCAACAACAAGUUCUCAAUCAGUGAAAGAUGAAUUUUGGGAGAAAGGUAAGAGCUUGAAGAGAUUUGCAGAGCAGGGGUCAGUUGAUGAGUCUUGUACUAAUAGGGUUAAGAGAAAAAGGGGUAGCAAUGAUAAUUUUGAAAAAUCUGAUGAAUGUGGAGAUGCUUUAAGUCUAAGCCAAUUGGGAAGUCGAAAUUUUUGGUUUCAGUCAGGUUUUGAGGUUCCUAGAGGCCUAAACCCUUCUCCACAAGCUCCUUUCUCUUUGACAUGUUCUGGAGAUGAGGAAAGGGUUUGCUAUGUGCCUAGUGAAGUUAUUUCACCACCUUUGCCAUUGUCAAACAAUCCAUGGGUGGAUUCUGUGAUAACUGAGAUCGCUGAUUUAGGUGAAAAAGAAGGAGAGAGUAGCCAAAGGCCAGUAAAAGAAGCUUCUGGUUCAAGUGCAUCAUCAGAGAGUCAUAGUUUGGGUCUUAGACUAAGUGAGAAUGUUCUGGAGCAUGAAGUGGGUAAUGGCUCUAGAAAUCCUCUUGCACAACUAGGGACAACAUUGGAAGCUGCAGAGGAGAAUCACCAAGAAGAGUAUCAGGCAUUUGAGCUAGUUAGUUUGCUUACUGCUUGUGUUGAGGCAAUUGGGUCGAAGAACAUGGCUGUAAUCAACCAUUGUAUAGCUAAAUUGGGGGAUCUUGCUUCUCCAAAGGGAAAAGCUCUUAGUCGCCUUUGUGCUUAUUAUACUGAGGCUUUAGCUCUUAGAGUUACAAGACUUUGGCCUCAUAUUUUUCAUAUCACCCCUCCUCGCGAGUUUGAUCGAGUUGAUGAUGAUUCAGGGACUGCAUUGAGGCUUUUGAAUCAGGUAAGCCCAAUUCCAAAGUUUAUUCAUUUCACGGCAAAUGAGAUAUUGCUGAGAGCUUUUGAAGGGAAAGAUAGAGUUCAUAUUAUAGACUUCGAUAUUAAGCAAGGGCUUCAGUGGCCUAGUUUGUUUCAGAGCUUGGCGUCUAGGACUAAUCCUCCUAGCCAUGUUAGAAUUACUGGAAUAGGUGAGUCCAAGCAAGAAUUGAAUGAGACAGGUGAUAGGCUUGCUGGAUUUGCAGAGGCAUUGAACUUGCCUUUCGAGUUCCAUCCAGUUGUGGACAGGUUAGAAGACGUGAGGCUGUGGAUGCUACAUGUGAAGGAAGGGGAGAGUGUUGCGAUAAAUUGUAUUUUCCAAAUGCACAGGACACUCUAUGAUGGGAAUGGAGGAGCAUUAAGAGAUUUCUUGGGACUUAUUCGAAGCACCAGUCCUACAAUAGUCCUUAUGGCAGAACAAGAAGCUGAACACAAUGCACCUAAUUUGGAAACGAGAGUGUGCAAUUCUUUGAAGUACUAUUCUGCAAUAUUCGACUCAAUUGAUUCUAGCCUUGCAUUAGACAGCCCAGUUAGGAUCAAGGUAGAGGAAAUGUUUGCAAGGGAAAUAAGGAACAUAGUUGCUUGUGAAGGAAGUGAUAGGCUUGAAAGGCACGAGAGUUUUGAGAAGUGGAGGAACUUGAUGGAGCAAGGAGGAUUCCGGUGCAUGGGAAUUAGUGACAGAGAAAUGCUUCAAUGCCAAAUGUUGUUGAAGAUGUAUUCUUGUGAGGAUUAUAGAGUAACUAAACAAGGGCAGGAUGGAGCAGCAGUUACUCUGAGUUGGUUAGAUCAGCCUCUCUACACAGUAUCUGCUUGGGCUCCUGUAGAUGUUGCGGGAAGCUCAUCCUCUUUUUCUCAGCCAAGUUGAUUGCUACAGGUUUCUUUUUUCUUGAUACAUUUCAUUCCAUUCUUGCACACAGGAAGGGAUACUAAUUAUUCUUUGUAGGUAGCAGAAGUUGUCAUUAUUCUUUCAUUCUUUGUUGCAGAUAAGAUAGUGCGAGAGGCAUUUGUACGAAUACAGUAGUAGUUUCAUACUGUUUCAGUUCUUUUCAGACAUAUUUUUAGGUUUAAGUCCAUAGAAUUUGGAGUCAGUUUUUAUGUUUAUUAUUAUUCUUUCAUUCUUUAUGUAUUCAUGAAAUUCUUUGUAGUACCGUCAUUACUUUGUUCAUUUCUCCUUUGUUGGAAAGUUGUUAGAGUUUAUGAACCAUGUACUUGAGAGUUGAAUCCUCAUGUAUGAAAUGAAUUUAUUUGAUUUGUGUUUA